Molecule: messenger RNA, 1239 nt
Organism: Zingiber officinale
Lineage: Eukaryota; Viridiplantae; Streptophyta; Magnoliopsida; Zingiberales; Zingiberaceae
Product: F-box/kelch-repeat protein At3g61590-like
Exons: 1
Coding region: 1-1239 (412 amino acids)
Molecular function (GO): protein binding
Source: RefSeq, a predicted model, not a curated record
AUGUUCUUCAUCAUGGAGGAGUCGCGGAAGGAGAGUUAUCCCAUCCACCAUGAGGUUGCAGAGAUCAGGACGAUGCCUAGAGAUAGUGACGGCGAGGAGGAGGAAGAAGAAGGCAAGGGAACAUUGCUCUCGUGGGAUGCCAACCUACCGGACGAACUCCUGCAGAAGGUGCUCUCCUUGUUGCCCAUCGCCAACAUCAUCAAAUUGAGCAUCGUGUGCAAACGGUGGUACGAGGUGGUUCACUCCUGCCCCCAGUUGUCGUGGGCGAUGAUGGCGCCACAGAAGCCGUUAUUCUUCGGGUCCUGCUUUAUCGACUGCGCCUUCUCAGGCCGCGUGUACGACCCUUGUCUCCUCCGGUGGUACGACUUCGACUUCCCCCAAUUAGAAAAGAGCAUCUGGCGCACGUCCUCCUCCUGUGGCCUUGUCUGCUUGAUGAAUCUCAAAGAAGGAAACCUCUUAUUGGUCGGAAAUCCCAUCAAGAGAGACUGGAAGCUGCUUCCUCAAGUCCCCGGCGGCUCUUCUCCCCACUACAACGCGCUCGCCUUGUCAUUCGACUUCCGCACGCACGGCUACACCGUGGUCGUCGCCAAGUGCACCCACACCGUGACUACAGGGAAGCCCUGUCAUUGGCACUUAUCUGUCCACAUCUACGAAUCGGCCACACAAUUGUGGGCCACACCCUUCGACCAAGACAUCAGCUUCUGGAUGGGCAGCGACGAGGCCGUCAUAUGCAACAACGUGCUCUACUACUUGAUGGGCCUGUACCGGGAGCAUCCCCCCUUCUUAGUGGCGUUCGACCUCGCCAAGCCGCCCUCAAGCAUAGAGUCUCUGAUUCAAGAAUCAAUUCGUGGUCCAUACCCUCUUGUCUUUGCUAGGUUGAUCAACCUAUCAAACAAAUUGGUCAUGGUCGGCGUGAAAGACAACUGGCCGCCGCACGGGGGAGUGGUGAUUUUGGAACUUGAGGAUAAGACAUGGCGGGAGGUGGCUCAAAUGCCGAACUCUGUGUACAUGACGUUAAACAGCAACAAUUCCAUCUUCAGCUGCUGCGGUGCCGGCGACUUCCUUUUCAUGCACUCCUCGGUGUGGCCGGCGCUACUGACCUUCGACAUGAGGCAGAAGGUGUGGAAAUGGUCUAGCCAGAUGUGUCCGUGCCCGCGCCCCUGCACUGAGCCAUUGCAGUUCGGGUCCCUAAACUACUGUGGCUUCUGCUUCGAACCGAGGCUUGACGUCUCCUCUUGA